Messenger RNA from Pezoporus flaviventris, 1503 nucleotides. RefSeq names its product transmembrane protein 184A (gene TMEM184A). The record is from RefSeq and is a predicted model, not a curated record. Lineage: Eukaryota; Metazoa; Chordata; Aves; Psittaciformes; Psittacidae. The transcript has 9 exons. The coding region runs from base 220 to 1488 and encodes 422 amino acids. Gene Ontology annotation, cellular component: early endosome membrane. Gene Ontology annotation, molecular function: transporter activity. Gene Ontology annotation, biological process: transport.
CCUCCUGUUAAUGUUUACAAGGCAGGUCUGGCAGCGUCAUGGUCUGAGCAAAGACCAGGUCCCUGCCCGGCUCUCCCUUCUUCCUGCUGGCAGGAGCAGGGCAGCGGGACAGGUACAGGGAGGAAAAGACCCGAAUCCCGCUGCCUCCUCCAUCCGCUCUGCUUCCAUCCAUCCACACAUCCACCUCCGGCUGUGCUUCCCCGCUCGCAGGUACUGCGGAUGAGUAAUGCCACACGUGCCUUGCCCUCUUCCAUGGAGCCCAGCACCCUGGGGCCCAGCACAGCACCCAGGCUGGCUUCACCCUCCUCAUCGCCAGCCCUUGCCCUGCUCAUGGUUGCCCACAACGACUCCCAGGACAGCCAGCAGCUUUUCCUGACCACUACAGCAGCACAGGCCAUCUCCGGCAUCUUCGUGUGGUCGGCUCUCGUCAUCACCUUCCACCAGAUCUACACACACCUGAGGAAUUACACCAUGCCCAAGGAGCAGCGCUACAUCAUCCGCAUCCUCUUCAUCGUGCCCAUCUAUGCCUUCGACUCCUGGCUCAGCCUCCUCCUCCUCGGCAGCCACCAGUACUAUGUCUACUUUGACUCAGUGCGCGACUGCUAUGAAGCCUUUGUGAUCUACAGCUUCCUGAGCCUGUGCUUCGAGUACCUCGGAGGGGAGAGCACCAUCAUGGCUGAGAUCCGUGGGAAGCCCAUUGCAUCCAGCUGCUUUUAUGGGACCUGCUGCCUUCAGGGUAUGUCCUACUCCAUCGGGUUCCUGCGCUUCUGCAAGCAGGCCACGCUGCAGUUCUGCAUCGUGAAACCCCUCAUGGCGAUCGUCACCAUCAUCCUGCAGGCCUUCGGGAAGUACCACGACGGGGACUUCAACGUCCAAAGCGGCUACCUCUACAUCACCAUCAUCUACAACUUCUCUGUCAGCCUGGCACUUUACGCCCUUUUCCUCUUCUAUUUUGCCACCAUGGACCUGCUGCGCCCGUUUGAGCCAGUCCUCAAGUUCAUCACCAUCAAGGCAGUCAUCUUCCUCUCCUUUUGGCAAGGGACGCUGCUGGCAAUCCUGGAAAAAUGUGGGGUGAUCCCUGAAGUUCAGAUCAUCGACGGGAAGGAGGUGGGAGCUGGGACAGUGGCUGCCGGCUACCAGAACUUCAUCAUCUGCAUUGAGAUGUUCUUUGCCUCCAUUGCCCUGCGCUAUGCAUUCACCUGCCAGGUGUACAGAGAGAAGAAAGAAAACUCAACAGCAAACCUUGCUCCGAUGCAGAGCAUCUCCAGUGGGCUGAAGGAGACCAUAAGCCCCCAGGACAUCGUCCAGGAUGCAAUCCACAACUUCUCACCCACGUACCAGCAGUACACCCAGCAGUCAAUGCAGGAUGCAGAGCGCAAAGCACCAGGAGAGAACGGGCACGUGGCCACCAAGGCGGAUGGACCGAGCAGUAGAAAGAGCAAAAACAUCGAGAAGAGAGUGCUGAUCCUGUCGGAUGAGGAGCUGUAGGGGACAAUGGAAGGG